AUGUUGACAGCCACGUCCAUCACCUCGAGCAGUACCGAGACCCACGGCACGCUCAAGUUGCGACCAUCAGCCGAUCAAGAUUCACCCGCAACUUCAGGAUUCCCCAUUACCACUGAUCUGACGUCUUCACCGUUCUAUGACGUACAAACUGGCCCGACCCGCGUGGUCUUACCGACAUUCACGUCGUUGGAGGAGGAAAGAAGGUAUCGGAAGGAGCACUUGGCUUUAGUAUUUAGGAUAUUACAUCGGUUCAAGCUCGCUGAGGGUAUUGCUGGUCAUUGCAGUGUCAGAGACCCGAUUGAGCCUGAUACUUUUUGGGUCAAUCCUCAGGGCAAAUCUUUCGCUCUGAUGAAACAGUCGGAUUUGGUCAGAUGUUCCGCCGAAGACGGCCAUAUGGUGGAAGGUGUAGCACCCACCGACGCUUCAGCUAGCUCGAUUCACUCGCAGUUGUACAAGUCGCUUGGUCGGGGACCAGAAGGCAUAGAAGCUAUCGUGCAUGUUCAUGGUCCUCACACCAAAGCGUUCUCUUCAUUGGGACGUACGCUGGAUAUGAUCAGUCAAGACGCGUGCGCUUAUCAUGAUGAGCAGGUUCUGGUUUCUUUUGGAGGCGCCGUGUUCGACAACAAAGAGGGUGAGAGGAUCGCUUCAGCAGUCGGAAAGGACAAGAAAAUCGCCAUCUUGCAGAAUCACGGUAUAAUAUCGCUGGGAAGGUUGAGCAUAGAUGAAGCAGCUUGGUGGCAAAUCAACUUCGAAAUGUGCUGUCAAGCUCAACUUCUUGCGGACGCUGCUCGCAGACCCACAGAUCCAGUAGUCGAAGCUGGUCCGGAAGAAAUAGCAUCCACAAAGCGGGAGAUGGGUAGCUCUGAAAUGGGUUGGUUUUCGCUUGCUGCGUACGUAGAAGAGGAGGAGUAUCACUCGGGUGGACGUCAUAGGUUAUAG
Messenger RNA from Kwoniella botswanensis, 939 nucleotides. RefSeq lists its product as uncharacterized. Gene Ontology annotation, molecular function: actin filament binding. The record is from RefSeq and is a predicted model, not a curated record. The coding region runs from base 1 to 939 and encodes 312 amino acids. Gene Ontology annotation, cellular component: cytoskeleton. Lineage: Eukaryota; Fungi; Basidiomycota; Tremellomycetes; Tremellales; Cryptococcaceae. The transcript has 4 exons.